Molecule: messenger RNA, 5965 nt
Organism: Ceratina calcarata
Lineage: Eukaryota; Metazoa; Arthropoda; Insecta; Hymenoptera; Apidae
Exons: 6
Biological process (GO): regulation of gene expression
Cellular component (GO): nucleus
Source: RefSeq, a predicted model, not a curated record
UUUGGAUCACCUGUAGAGAGACGUCGACGAUUCGAAUAGACCGCGCGACACGAGGUGGCCGGCGGAUAUCGAAUGUACUCUCGAAAUAUCGAUUCUCGACCUAACCUCACUUCAGUCUCCGCUAGGUGCGCACGGUGUUAGUGUCGCUCCGUAGUGGUAGAAGAAGUGAAGUGACUGAGAGCAGGACAGAGCGACGGACAGGUGUUUUACGUUUAGUCAUAAGUUUUCUUCGGAAAGUUCGCGGAUCCCGUGAAACAGUAAAGAUCAUUUAAAUACCUUUAUAUAGAUCGGUUCCAUAAGAGUCGAUUGUUUAAUUGGGAAGCGCGCACGCGCCGCUUUCCCCUCGCUCUCGCACUAUACUCCGUGCAUAACCGCCGCCAUAGUUGAUAUUUCUCCGAUAGAAUAUUAAUAGCGGCGUAAGUUUUCGCGGUUAAAACGUAUUUUUAUUUACUGACUGGGAAACGAGAAUGCGUUCGGCGAGGGCGGUGAGACGAGGCCGUUCAAGAUAAAGCCUGUGGAGCCGUAGGAAGAAGGAGGGUGUCUACUUUCACAGCUCGUGGUUUUCAGGAGAGUACAGAGUAGUGGCCUGAGCAUCGCGGCGCUUCGAGUUAACGUGUGACCACCGUGUCGGGUGGCUAUGUACCGUUAGCUCGAAUUCAUUCCCCGUUGGCCGGCCCGAGACCCACGCUUACCUACCGACCGGAGCCAUACUCAAUCGAACUCGGCUGUCGUAAACCCGGAAAUGAGUGCGCGUUGCGGCUCGCCGUUACCACAGAGAGAUCGCCAGUAGUGCGCGAAUUUAUCGCGAGUCACGACCCGUUGAUCGACAAAGGCACGUUUCGUUCGGUCGUACGUCUCGCGUGACGUAUGCGCCGUAGGUCUCGUCGUGGCCAGCCGCAGGAGAGCCGUGGCACGGCAAACGUGUACGACGCAACGUAGAAAUGAGAAAGUUGCUGCCGCCGCGUUGAACAUCGAGAACGACGCAGGCGAGCCAGCCAGGCGGACAGUCUCCGUACUACGCGAAGCUUCCGACGCAGCGACAGUAGUAGCAGUACGUCGAAAGGAGUGCACAAGAGAACCACAGCUAUACUCGUGAUUUGAUCCUCGUGAAAGAUGAAUUUCACACCUUUUCCCGGCUUUACAACAGGCUCGUUGCCGACGGGCACGGUUCACCAGUUUGCUAAAUUCCCGCAAAACCUGCCUGCCGGUGGCCAGGUAGUCGGCGUUCUGUCCGGGGGCGAAGGCGGGGUACAUUAUCUGAGGCCAGUCGAUCCCAACGGAUUCGCCGUGGCUCAGGGUGGUAACAACCAGCAGCAGCAGAUCAUCACGCUGCCUAUCACCGUACCUGGGAAAGAUGGGACGCAGCAACAGCAAACCGUCCAGAUCCAGGUGGUCAACCCCAGCGUCUCGCAGAGCGGGAACAGCGGCGAUCAACCAAAGUAUCACUUAGCUCCGAUCUCUUUGGGACAGUUCUCCCAGGGCGCAGCCACGGUUCUCACAGUUGCGUACAGUCAACAGGGUGCCGAUGGUGUGCAAAUCCAAGUACAACCACAAAACACUGUGGCUACUACGCAAACAUCCGAUCAAACCACCCAAAGUACAUCGACGGCGGUCACGACCACAUCGCAGCAGACCAUUCAGCAAACGGUGCAGCUUUCAGGGGCACCGGAAGGAUUGACCGUCGUCGCACAGAUUCCGCAGGAUUUGAUUUUACGCGAAGGUAUGGAAGAAUCGAAAGAAGAUGUGAAAGAAGGUACGACACCAGUCGCGCUUAUCAAAAGGGGUACUAUUAAAACUCAAGGGAAUCAAAGCGGGGAGGAGUACAUCACGUCGCUACCCGCGAGCUGGCAGAGUCUCGCAACGCCUGGGUCAACCGUCGCCGAUUAUCUCUCCAGGAUACCCGCCAGUACGUUGCCCCUCAGUUUGCAGCACUUCUUGAAAUUUUCGGCGGAGACAAUAAAGAGAGAGGCCACCAUCGAGUCGAGUCCCCUGGGUGCCGACGGUUUGGACGCAUCAGGAAGCGCCGCGUCCGGCGAACAAGCUGUCCAGAUCACCGUGGCAAGCGGCGAGACCGCAAUUAUUCCCGAUGUAGUCGAGGAACAAGAGCCUGGUGCUAAACCCAAGAGGAAGAAGAAGUACAAGAAAAAGCCGCCGAAACCGAAGAAACCUAAGCCAGGCCAAGUGAGCAUCGUGACCGCCCUCGAUGGCACAACGCUCUUCUGUUGCCCGCAAUGUAACAUGGCUUAUCCCGAGAAAGAACUACUGGAGCAACAUCUCAUAGGACAUAAAAUAGAAAGGAGGUUUAUCUGUGACAUAUGUGGUGCAGGUUUGAAGCGCAAAGAACAUUUAGAACGGCACAAACUGGGCCACAACCCGGACAGACCUUUCAUCUGUUCAGUUUGUAUGAAGGGUUUCAAACGGAAAGAGCAUCUGAAUCUUCAUUUUGUUAUACACUCUGGUCAGAAGACCGAAGUCUGCUCCGAAUGCGGCAAAGCGUUUUAUCGCAAAGAUCAUUUGAGAAAGCAUGCGAGAUCACAUUUGGCUAAGCGCAUCAAGGAAGAUCCGGCAAACAUCGUCGACACUUCGCAAAAUUCGCAGCAGCAAACGGACCAACAGCAGCAGGCGGAUCAGCUGCAGCAACAGACGGACCAAUUGCAGCAGCAGCCGUCCGUGCCCGAGCUGCAACAGAUUCAGAUUCAGGUAGGCCAAGGAUCUCAGGCGCAGAUUCAUCAGAUAGCUGUCACUGAACAGUCCACUGUUGUUCUCCCUACUGCUGCGGAAACUGGUGCAAUGGCUAUGCUUCAUCAUCAACAGCAGCAGCAGCAGCAGCAGCAGCAACAACAACAACAACAGCAACAGCAGCAGCAGCAGCAGCAGCAGCAGCAGCAACAGCAGCAGCAGCAGCAACCGCAGCCGCAGCAGCAACAGCAGCAACAUUAGCAGCAGCAUACCGCCCCGAAUCUACCUGGGCGACGGUUUGCAAUGAAUUUCCCGCCGUUCGGAAGCCAUUUCCCCGGUACCAUUCCGAGUAUACACCAGUUCGCGACCGACGGCUCCGGCGGUGCGGGCGGUCGUUACGCCAAUCAUUUUCCCAACCAGCCUCCGAUCGGAGUGCCGGUUAUGGGAAAGUACCGUCCUGAGAGCAACGGCGUGCAAUCGGCUCAGUCGCAAGUGAUGAUGAACAAUAAAGCGAGCUAUCCAAACAGUAAUGUUCAUCAUUAUCCGAACGUGCCAUACUCGCAAGCUCAACCAGUGCAACAGCGGCCCUCCAACUCGCCUGGAAUGCCAGAGAAGCGUUCGUACCAUCAGCAAGCGACAGAAACGAUAAAUCAACAAGAUGUUUGCAAUCUCCUACAGGAUAAAGAUAAGAGUAAGGAGAAGAAAGCAGACGAGCAACAGCGUAACGGAGAAACGACGACGAACGGUAACCAACAGGAUUACACGAUGCAUCAGCACCACCAGCAGCAUGCACACACUCAAACUCCCGCGACCAUGCCCGCUACGUGGCAGUCCCUGGCCACGCCUGGAUCCACCGUGGCAGAUUACCUCAGUCAUUUACCAGCCAGUACUUUACCAAUAAGUUUACAUCACUUCUUAAAGUAUUCCGCCGAAAGUAUUAAGAAGGAAUCGGAAAUGGCGCAGACCACUUCGGUGGCCGUGGCGACCACGACGACGCCUAAUAUAAUGAUGUCACCGAACAAUAAGAAAAAGAAAAAGAAGAAGGCGCCUAAGGAGAAAAAGCCACGUCCGAAACCCGGUGAGAUUCGCUUGACCACGGCCCUCGACGGUUCCACGUUAUACUGUUGUCCCGAGUGUCACAUGGCGUACCCGGAACGCGAACUGCUGGAACAGCAUCUUCUGGGUCACACGUUGGAACGAAGAUUCGUCUGCGACAUUUGCGGCGCGGGUCUGAAAAGGAAAGAUCAUCUGACGCGCCACAAACAGAGCCACAACCCGGAACGGCCGUACGUUUGCACCGUGUGUCUGAAAGCUUUCAAGAGAAAAGAACAGCUGACGUUACAUUUUGUUAUACAUUCUGGAGAGAAGCGGCACGUAUGCACCGAGUGUGGAAAAGGGUUCUAUCGUAAGGAUCAUCUGAGAAAACAUACGAGAAGCCACAUCGCAAGGCGGGUGAAAGCAGAGCUCAGUCAAAAUGCUGGUACGCAGCAGAACCAGCAACAAAACAACGUUUCGAACAUGCAGACCACAGCGGUGACGGCGUCGUCCGUUCUGUCCGGCGGACAUCCCGGUCCUCUCCUGUCCUGAGCCCCGCCACCAGGGAACUUCCAAGUUCCCCAUCCAAACAAUAUUCUUCACUCGCACAGUUCUCAUCACUCGUUGCACCAUCACCAUUUGACGGCGGUCAACGUGGCCCACCAGUCGAGCGUCGCACCGCUCGCUACGUCCACCCAUUAUCAAACACACGACCUCAGUUUUUUGGGACACGUUAAAGAUUUCUGAGAGCAGGGGAAGACCUCGAUCAAGAGGUAACAAAUCUGACAAAUUAUACGAGCGCUGUUAGCCUACGGGGGAGCCGGUCAUCGCUUUUCAUGAUUUUGGCUUCCGGCGACCCACGCUGACUCUCUAUGUCCCGGUACAAUAGUGGAAAAGCUGUGACGUAAGUUUUUUCAAUGAUAUUCAUGGUUUUUUAUCGAUCGUAUGCCAGGUAUCGUUCUUCGAAAUUCGUAUACGUAGAUCGUCGCGUUGUCCUCGGAAAAAGUGUGCCAUACGCGUAUGUACAUGAAACACAGAGAGGGUCGGGGAGGGGCGUAAAAAAAGGUUUCCGUGCACACGGCAGAGGAAACGAGAACUUUCCGUAAGGGCGUUAGAUUAGGGCCUGAUAUAUGUAUAAGUCUUGGCAUACUUGUAAUGUACGAGAAACAAAAACAUAUUUUUAUGAAGGCUUGGUGUAAAACACAAAGAACUUACUUAAGCUGUUAAGUUUAUCGACAAGGCGAGAGAGAGAUACGAUAUAGGUCUUUUAUCAUUACGUUGAACAGAAUCAUUUGAUCUCGUUUGAGUUUUUAUAAGUUUAUUUUCGGUUGUUCGUCUUUGGGGAUCUUGCAAAUUCGUACAAACGACGGUGACGCGCGUCAAAGGAUGCCAACGAGUCGUCCCACCGAUUACUAUUUUAAUGUCUUUCAAUUAUCUUUCGUUAGGCCGAAAAUGAUUUUCUCCUAGUAUUAAUCGCACGACGUUUUCAUCGUUGAUCGGAAAUAAUCGAGUUCGAUGGUCUCUUUAAAAGUAGCUUAAAAGUGAAAACGUGGCAAUUGUUUAGUUUUUAAAGAAGAGAAAUAUAAUUUCCCUCUUUUCUCGAAUCUUCAUUUCUAUACAAAGUUGUCAGUAUUUUAUAUUUUACAAUAUAUAGUUACAAAAUUUCUGCUUCUACGUGUUACGUAUACGUAUGUAUGUAAUCGGGCGUAUACAUAUAUUUAUAUACACGUAUAUAUAUUUUACGAUCUCUCGGGAGAUCGUAUUAAAUCUCACUUCUUUCGUAUACACGUAUUACGUAUAGGAAUAAGUUCUUUACGAGCUCUUACAUCGUUUUUAUAUCGUUUUUUUACAUUGUUUUUUAUACAUAUUUUUCGUUAAAUCCCUUUAACUUUCGUUGAAUACUGAAUGUGUUAAUGAACAGUGUUUCGUCGGAGACGCAACGUGCUUUCGAUUUAUUUUGUUUAUUAUUUUUUUAUACGUACGAUAUUAUAGUAUGUAAUGUUCAAGUAAUCAUCGUUAAAAGUUAGUCCUCCCAUUAUUUAUCGUGAAAGUGUAAUCCUCGCGGACUGUGAUCGUUUCAACACUUCCGAUUUCAUUCAAACUCGUCCGAUCUUAUUUUUCACAACCACUUCUUCCUCGUUUAUUUUAGUAUUAUUCAGUGUGCCAUUUUAUCCGACGCCGAUAUAUCUCUUGCCAUAAGCAUCCAGUCUACCACACAUCGUCGACAUUCUAUCUUUUCUCUUGUUUCUUU